AUGUCUCUUGUCACUCAUUUUUUAUGUCUCUUGUCACUCAUUUUUUAUGUCUCUUGUCACUCAUUUUUUAUGUCUCUUGUCACUCAUUUUUUAUGUCUCUUGUCACUCAUUUUUUAUGUCUCUUGUCACUCAUUUUUUAUGUCUCUUGUCACUCAUUUUUAUGUCUCUUGUCACUCAUUUUUUUUUAUGUCUCUUGUCACUCAUUUUUAUGUCUCUUGUCACUCAUUUUUUAUGUCUCUUGUCACUCAUUUUUUAUGUCUCUUGUCACUCAUUUUUAUGUCUCUUGUCACUCAUUUUUUUUUAUGUCUCUUGUCACUCAUUUUUUAUGUCUCUUGUCACUCAUUUUUUAUGUCUCUUGUCACUCAUUUUUUGUCUCUUGUCACUCAUUUUUUAUGUCUCUUGUCAUCAUUUUUUAUGUCUCUUGUCACUCAUUUUUUAUGUCUCUUGUCACUCAUUUUUAUGUCUCUUGUCACUCAUUUUUAUGUCUCUUGUCACUCAUUUUUAUGUCUCUUGUCACUCAUUUUUUAUGUCUCUUGUCACUCAUUUUUAUGUCUCUUGUCACUCAUUUUUUAUGUCUCUUGUCACUUUUUUUAUGUCUCUUGUCACUCAUUUUUUAUGUCUCUUGUCACUCAUUUUUUUAUGUCUCUUGUCCUCAUUUUUUAUGUCUCUUGUCACUCAUUUUUUUAUGUCUCUUGUCACUCAUUUUUUUAUGUCUCUUGUCACUCAUUUUUUAUGUCUCUUGUCACUCAUUUUUAUGUCUUUUUGUCACUCAUUUUUUAUGUCUCUUGUCACUCAUUUUUUAUGUCUCUUGUCACUCAUUUUUUAUGUCUCUUGUCACUCAUUUUUAUGUCUCUUGUCACAUUUUUUUUUUAUGUCAUUUUUUGUCUCUUGUCCUCAUUUUUAUGUCUCUUGUCACUCAUUUUUAUGUCUCUUGUCACUCAUUUUUUAUGUCUCUUGUCACUCAUUUUUAUGUCUCUUGUCACUCAUUUUUUUAUGUCUCUUGUCACUCAUUUUUUAUGUCUCUUGUCCUCAUUUUUUUUAUGUCAUUUUUUUGUCACUGUCAUUUUUUAUGUCUCUUGUCACCAUUUUUAUGUCUCUUGUCACUCAUUUUUUAUGUCUCUUGUCACUCUUUUUUUUAUGUCUCUUGUCACUCAUUUUUAUGUCUCUUGUCAUUUUAUGUCUCUUGUCACUCAUUUUUUAUGUCUCUUGUCACUCAUUUUUAUGUCUCUUGUCACUCAUUUUUUAUGUCUCUUGUCACUCAUUUUUAUGUCUCUUGUCACUCAUUUUUAUGUCUCUUGUCCUCAUUUUUUUUCUUGUCUCAUUUUUAUGUCUCUUGUCCUUUUUUUAUGUCUCUUGUCUCAUUUUUAUGUCUUGUCACUUUUUUAUGUCUCUUGUCCUCAUUUUUAUGUCUCUUGUCACUCAUUUUUUAUGUCUCUUGUCACUCAUUUUUUUAUGUCUCUUUUCACUCAUUUUUAUGUCUCUUGUCACUCAUUUUUUAUGUCUCUUGUCCUCAUUUUUUUAUGUCUCUUGUCACUCAUUCAUUUUUAUGUCUCUUGUCACUCAUUUUUUAUGUCUCUUGUCACUCAUUUUUUAUGUCUCUUGUCACUCAUUUUUUAUGUCUCUUGUCACUCAUUUUUUAUGUCUCUUGUCACUCAUUUUUUAUGUCUCUUGUCACUCAUUUUUUAUGUCUCUUGUCACUCAUUUUAA
Messenger RNA from Acanthosepion pharaonis, 1707 nucleotides. Lineage: Eukaryota; Metazoa; Mollusca; Cephalopoda; Sepiida; Sepiidae. The record is from the annotation of a GenBank genome assembly.